AUGCUGCAGACAUCUGAAUCCGUGUGCCAGCCGGUGCUCAACUUCGUCACCGAGGGUAGCUACCCGGAGGAGAAUGUUGUCUCCGCCGAGUUCCCCGUGACGGCUCUCGCGAAGGAAUUGGAGCUCAUCUCCAUGGCCCGCGAGCAAGUUGAGAAUGAGAUCAGCUCCCUCAGCAGCGAGAACACCUUCGACGCCGACGACUGGAUCAUCCAGGCCAAACAACUCCACGCCGAUAUUGAACGCUCGCGAGUGACCGCACGGGAGAUUGUUGCCCAACAUGAGCACACCAAACCUCUACAAGCCAAGGUUGAGGAUGCCAGUGCGAAAGUGGGAUUGAUCGAGACGGAAAUAGCCUUCAAUCAGGCUGUCGCAGAAACCCUGGAGGAAGUCCAACGACUGUGUCAACAGCUGGAGAGCGGGCGCGCUGCCCUUGUGAAUGGCCAGAUAACCACCGCGAUUGACCAAUUGGAGGCCACAAAUGCAGCCAUCGGAGGAGACUCGUUCUUUACGAACACGAAUGUGAUGAGCAUACUGUCCCUUGAAGUGUCGCGAUUGAGGCAGGAGAUUGAAGAGGCAUUACGUCUGCGCUGGAGUGAGCAGUUGAAGGUUGACCGGCAAAAAGGCGAGUUCCAGGUCACCAAGCAGGAGGGUGCAGACUCUCUAGAGAAUACAAUUGGUGCGCUGUCACGGCUGGAUAUUUUUACGUCCGCCAGUGAUCAGUUCCAAAAGGACAUCACCUUGGCAGUUAUUGAUCCAAUCUUGUUGCCUCGCAAAGACGGCACGAGCCAUGCUGUUGCUGUCACCGAGGCUGGUAUCCGCGUCGAGUCCGAGCCUUCAAAGGCAACUGUCACGGAAACCCUUAAUCGCAUGACGGAACUUCUGAACUACCUGCGACAGAACCUUCCCAUUUCUAUGUCAGCUGCUUUGUCUCAAUCGUUUAUUUCAGCUGUCUCUUCAAAAAUGAUAGUCGGCUGGCUGUCAUCUGCGAUCCCGACAGAUCUCAUUGGCCUGGAUGAAUUCGAGACUACCCUGGACCAGGUUUUGCAGUUCACAAAGACCCUUGAGUCUUGGGGGUGGAGCGGGCAAGAAGAGCUCGUUUCUUGGGUUAACCAAGCCCCUCGACUGUGGCUAACUCGUCGCCGGGUUGACUCACUUGACAGUGUACGCAAGGUCCUUGCGGCCAGCAAAGGAACUACAAAGCAAGUUGAGCGGGUGGAGAUUGAGAAGGUCUCUCAAGCUGAUGGGGCCUUGCUUGAGAAUGCCACGAACGACGAUUGGGAUGCGGGCUGGGAUGACGAGAAGCAAGAAUCACCUGCUGAGCAAACGAAAGCCGGUCAACCCGAAGAAGAUGAUCAUCUUGAUGCAUGGGGAUUGGACGAAGACGGUCAGGAGGAGACCAAGCCAGAUGCCCCAGCCCCAACCGAAGAGGAUGCAGAUGACGCCUGGGGUUGGGGAGAUGACGACGAGGAUGGGAAGGGUGUAAACCCCCAACCAUCACAGCGCGCCGCAGAAUCGAAGCCUGCGAAUGGAGCAAGCCCUAGAGAGGUCACUUUGAGGGAGGUCUAUACGGUUACCGAUAUCCCGGAUUCUGUCCUCAAGAUAAUUCAGCAGCAGAUCGCAGAUUCCGAGGACAUUUCCCGGCCACCACACUUCAAUUCUCGCGUUUCUUCAUCCGGCACUGGUCUGCUGGCAUUGCCAACGCUGAUCCUGGCGAUGUUCAAGGCAACCUCGUCCACCUUCUAUUCACUGAAGCUCAACUCGGGGCAGAUGUAUCUUUACAACGACAGCCUCUAUCUUGCCGGUUUAAUUCGGGAGCUGAUGGAAGAGCACGGCCUUUCCAGGCUGGGUUCCGACGUGGAAGCUCUUGAGAAGUUCGGCAAAUUUGCUUACAGCAAAGAUAUGCAAACGCAGAGCACCAUUGUGACAGACCUUCUCGAUGGUGCGCAAGGGUUUAGCCAAUGCUCAGAUCAGCCGUACAAAUCUGAGUGUGAGAACGCUGUCAGUGCGACUGUUGACCGAAUUCGCGAUGUCUACAAAGAGUGGCAGCCCAUUCUGUCGCAUUCCGCACUGCUACAGUCCAUUGGAUCUCUGCUGUCUACGGUGGUCAGUAAGAUCAUUAUCGAUGUCGAGGAUCUGGGCGACAUUUCUGAAGAUCAGUCCAAGCAACUGGUGUCGUUCUGCAACCAGGUGUCCAAGUUGGAGGAUCUCUUCAUGCCCGACACUACCGACGACGCCGAAGCUCUACCAGUUACUGCCGUGUACGUACCGAACUGGCUUCGAUUCCAAUACCUGGUCAACAUCUUGGAGAGCUCCCUAGCCGAUAUCAAGUUCCUGUGGCUGGAGGGCGAAUUAGGUCUAGAGUUCUCUGUUGACGAGGUCGUCGAUCUCAUCGAAGCACUGUUCGCGGAGUCCGACCAUCGUCGCCGUGCCAUUUCCGAGAUUCGACGGGCUCCUCGGGGAUAA
Molecule: messenger RNA, 2463 nt
Organism: Penicillium cinerascens
Lineage: Eukaryota; Fungi; Ascomycota; Eurotiomycetes; Eurotiales; Aspergillaceae
Exons: 3
Coding region: 1-2463 (820 amino acids)
Biological process (GO): mitotic spindle assembly checkpoint signaling; endoplasmic reticulum to Golgi vesicle-mediated transport
Cellular component (GO): RZZ complex
Source: RefSeq, a predicted model, not a curated record